GUUUAGGGUUGUCAUUCGAUGCGUUCUUUGCAUGGCCAAAGUGGCCUUAUUGCGUUGUAGUAAAUUACCUGCACCCGGCGUUGUAGACAAAUUGCUUCAUUUCCUCGGCUUCUUCUCCACCUCCUCCAGCCUCUACUUCUUUGGCUCUCUUUCCCUCCUCUUUCCUCUCGUCCUACGCCAACAAAGCUCGUGACUAUGACGGCGACGACUUCUGACGCUAUGGAGGAGGAUCCGGCGCCGUCUUCUGAUAUGACGGAGGAGGAGGGGGGCGACCCGGCGCCGACUUCUGAUACGAUGGAGGAGGAGCCGGCGCCGAGUUCGGAUCCGGCGGGGUACGGUGCUCCGCCGGUGAGCGCGAUACAGCUGCUUCCGGAGGACGCGCUCCACAACGUGCUCCUCCGCCUGACGCUCCGCGAGGCGGUGGCCUCACGGGCGGUGUCCCGACUCUUCCGCGACGCCUUGUCGUCGCCCCCCUUCUUAUCCCUCCUCCCCUCUCUCCGCCUCCUCCUCCUCCGCCACCCUCGGCCCCCCACCUCCUCCUCCUCCUCCUCCUCCGCCGCCGCCGCCGCCGCCGCCUCCCUCCACGCCUUCGACCCCUCCCGCCGCCGAUGGCUCCGGAUCCCCCUCUCCUUCCUCCCCUUCCCCUCCUUCUCCCCCGUCGCCUCCUCCCCCUCCCUCCUCUACCUGUGGGUGGAUCCCCUCUCCGGCGGCGGCGGCGGCGGCGGCGGCGGUCACCCUCCCAAAUCGCUCGUGGCGUGCAACCCGCUGGCGCGAUCGUACCGCGUGCUGCCGCCACUCGGAUCCGCGUGGUCGCGGCACGGCACCGUCCUCGCCGGCCCCCGCGGCACCGCGAUCGUGCUCACCGAGCUCGCCGCGCUCACCUACGCCCCCGGCCGCGCGGAUCGGUGGCUCAAGUACCCGCUAACCCUGCCCUCGAAGCCCCGGAGCCCGAUCCUCGCCGCCGACUCCAUCUUCGCCCUCUGCGACGUCGGCACCCCGUGGCGGAGCCAGUGGAAGCUCUUCUUCUGCCCCCUCUCCGCCCUCGGCGGCGUCGGCGGCGGCGGCUCCGGAUCCGGCCGGUGGGCCCCGCUCGAGCGGCACGUGUGGGGGGACGUGUUCGAGGUCCUGAAGCGGCCGCGUCUGCUCCCCGGGGCCGGCGGCCGGAGCGUGCUCAUGAUCGGGGGCCUGCGGGCGUCCUUCGCCGUCGACGCGCCCUGCUCGACGGUUCUGAUCCUGCGGCUGGAUCUGGCCACGAUGGAGUGGGACGAGGCCGGGAGGAUGCCGCCGGAGAUGUACCGGUGCUUCACCGGCGCUGGAGAGGCCGGGAUCGGGGCCGCGAUGGCGGUGGCGGCGGGGAACAACAAGGUGAAGGUGUUUGGAGGGGACGGCAGAGUCUGGUUUUCGGGGAAGAGGGUGAGAGGGAAGCUGGCGAUGUGGGAGGAGGCGGAGGCUGAGGCUGAGGCUGAGGCGGAGGCGGAGGAAGAGGGAGAGCCCGGAAAAGUAGGGUCUGGCUUGUGGAGUUGGGUGGAAGGAUUGUCGGGAUACAGUGAGGGAGUGUACAGAGGAUUCGUCUUCGAUGCAGGAUUCACGGCCAUGCCCUAGAUCAUUGUUCCGUUCGAAUUUGGCGCUCUUCAUACUUGAGCAGGAUGGGUGGCGAGAGAACUAGUCCAAAUUCCGAACACAUUGACAACAAUCUUCAGAGGUAUUUGCGAAAAACCCGUAAGAGAUACAUAAUGAACAUUUACCCCCAGAUGCAAUUGAUAGUGCAAUGGAUUUAAUUAGUAGCUUGAUUGCGUGCACGAUUGAUGAUCCGUGUAACAAUUUUAAUCGCCUUAAAUUAUUGAGACAAACAACCAUGUGAAUCUCCUUAAAUUAUUGAGACAAACAACCAUGUUGUUUAAUUUAUAUUAAGACAAAACGCUGUUCAAUGUCUGAUGUACAUUAGUUGAAUUGUAUUUGACUUUUUACGAAACUUUUGUUAUGUUUAGUGACAAAAAUAGCAAACCAUAUAGCAUUGGUGACUGAAUGUUAUUGGUAUUUGAUCAA
Molecule: messenger RNA, 2046 nt
Organism: Ananas comosus (pineapple)
Lineage: Eukaryota; Viridiplantae; Streptophyta; Magnoliopsida; Poales; Bromeliaceae
Product: SKP1-interacting partner 15
Exons: 2
Coding region: 196-1602 (468 amino acids)
Molecular function (GO): protein binding
Source: RefSeq, a predicted model, not a curated record